AAUUAUUUUGCAACAAUGACAAUAAACAAACCAACUGUUAGUUCAACAUCAAAGACUAAAAAAAAAUCUGAAAGUUCCUCAACAACAAAAGUUGAUAAAUCGGCAUCUUCAUCGACAGUGAAAUCAUCGUCAUCUUCAUCGCAAGUAAUUCGCGGUAGUUCUGGUUCGAAUUUAGUGAAAAAAACUAGUACUUCGUCAGGUUUACAACAAUUACCUAGUGGUUCAUCUCAUCAUAUUGAAUAUGUGGUGUCAAGUGAUUUAACUGGUAACACCAGUGGUGAAAAUAUAUUAAAUCAAGGUUUUAUUUCUGAUAUAACAAGUAAGUCUUCCAUAUUAGAUAAUACCAACAAUGAGCAAUCAACUUCAACUAUUGUUGAAAGUACUUCAAGCCAACAAUCAUCACAUGAAAGUGCUUCGGCACAAAAAUCGAGUACAACAACAUACGUAUAUAAAAUUGUUGAUGGAAAAGAAGUUCUUGUUGAUACCCAACAUUAUGAAAGUGGCGAUAGUAACGUAGCAUCAUCAGCGGAAAAUAGUUUUUCACAUACCGGUACAAAUAUUACACCGACUGUACGAUAUUCACAAAAUGUACAUGAAGAAAAAUUAGCAUUUGAUUCGGGUAAAUUAGGUGCAAAACCAAAAUAUAUAAAAAAAUCAACAGAUAUUUCAAAAAAUAUUCAAACAUUUGAACGUGAUGGAAAAAUUUAUCCAUUAGAGGAAACAUAUCAAACAACAUACAUAGAUAGUGAUGGGGUUGUUGUACAGCGUGAUUCAAGUCAAAAUGCACAACUUUUAGAUUCAACACUUAAUAUACCGAAUAUUGCUGAUACAACAUUUACAAUAUCAUCGUCAACGAUUGGCGAUGAUACAACAAAUGCUUCGAAUAUCGUAAAUGUUGGAAGUAGUACUAGAUAUUUAGAUUCAGGAUUAGAUAGUACAUUUACGACUACAUCCUCGACACAGGAUGUCUCAAGUGCCAAUUUAACGUAUGAUUCACAUAUUAACCAAAAACAUGGUAUUGUUAAAAAUUUUAUUGAUAAUGAACGAGGAACAACUCAAAAAUUAGGUGAUAAUUCAUGGGAUGGUUCAAUUAUUAUUGAAAAAUCAUCAAAUGCCAAAAAUAUUGUUCAAUCAACAUCAAAUCAAGAAUUUACUUCAUCAACACAACAAUCAACUAGUAAUACGAAUAUAGUUCAUGAUAAUGUGUCUUCCACUUUUGAUAUUGUUGAUGGAACUGUGAUACAUCAUAAUCGACAUGGCGAUAAUGGUUGGAAUGGUAAAUUUACAUUGGAAUCAACAACAUCAAAUCAAAAGAAUCAACAAAAUGUUGGCUCUUCGAAAAUUACAACAAAUGUUCAAGAUACAACAAUUCGAACUGAUAAAAAAGAUACAGAAGUUUUUGAUCAAAUUGUAACACAUCAGAAAUUAGGAGAUAGUUCAUGGGAUGGAAGUUUUAUUUAUGAAAAACCCGUAACUACUCGAAAAACUGUCAUCGAUAAACGUACUGGUAAAGUAACCGAUAUUGAUGAAAAGUCAAGUGUAGUUAGUGAAAAUGUUGUGUAUCAAACUAGUCGAUCUGAUAAAUCUGAACAGUUUAUCAGCGAUGAAAUACAAAAUCAAAUGUAUCAAACCAGUUAUACGGAAUCGAAAGAUCGACAAACCAUAGAAAGUGGUCAAUCACAAACAACACAAGAUAAUUUACGUCUCGAAGGAUCAUGGCAAUUUGGAGAUCGUGGCCAACCCAGAAAGCCACAGGAUAAUCUUCGCCCUGAAGGUGAAUUUGAUCGCCCUGGUCAAGAUAAAUGGCAACCUGGUGAUCGUGGACAACCCAAAAAGCCACAGGACAAUCUUCGACCUGAAGGUGAAUUUGAUCGUCCCAGUAAAGAUAAAUGGCAACCUGGCGAUCGUGGACAACCCAAAAAGCCACAGGACAAUCUUCGACCUGAAGGUGAAUUUGAUCGUCCCAGUAAAGAUAAAUGGCAACCUGGCGAUCGUGGACAACCUAAAAAACCACAAGAUAAUCUUAAGCCGGAAGGUGAAUUUGAUCGUCCUGGAAAGGACAAAUGGCAGCCCGGUGAUCGUGGGCAACCGAAAAAACCACAAGAUAAUCUUCGACCAGAAGGGGAAUUUGAUCGUCCUGAUAAAGAAAAGUGGCAACCAGGUGAUCGUGGGCAACCUAAAAAACCAGAUGAUAAUUUACGUUCACAAGGUGCUCCUGACAGUGUUUUAGAUAAAGAUAAGCCAGUGAAAUAUCAAAAAUUAGGUGAUAGUUCUUGGGAUGGUAGUUUUACUUAUGAAAAGCCAGUAUCUAAGAAAACAACUCAAGUCGAUCAUCGUACGGGACGUGUUACUGAUAUUAAUGAAGUAUCUAGUUCGAGUGUAGUGAAUAAAAAUGUUACCGAAAAUGUAGUUUAUCAAACUAGUCGGGCAACUACAUCAGAACAGUUUAUUAAUGAAGAAUCAAAUAAAACAUUUGAAUCAACUGACAGAACCCAUGUGAGUUCAAGUGAUAAACGUUCUUCUAUAGAAUCAGGACAACCUUCUAAACCACGAGAUAAUUUACGCCCAGAAGGUGAAUUUGAUCGACCCGAUAAACAGAAGUGGCAGCCUGGCGAUCGUGGGCAGCCUAAAAAACCACAAGAUAAUCUUCGACCGGAAGGUGAUUUUGAUCGUCCUGGUAAGGAUAAGUGGCAACCUGGUGAUCGAGGUCAACCUCAGAAACCACAAGAUAAUCUUCGGCCGGAAGGUGAAUUUGAUCGUCCUGGUAAGGAUAAGUGGCAACCUGGUGAUCGUGGUCAACCUAAGAAACCCCAAGAUAAUCUUCGCCCCGAAGGUGAAUUUGAUCGACCAGACAAGCAAAAGUGGCAACCCGGUGACCGUGGUCAACCAAAAAAGCCUCAAGAUAAUUUAUAUCCAGAAGGUGAUUUUGAUAGACCAGAUAAACAAAAGUGGCAACCUGGUGAUCGUGGUCAACCAAAAAAGCCACAAGAUAACCUACAUCCAGAGGGUGAAUUUGAUCGUCCAGAUAAACAAAAAUGGCAACCUGGCGAUCGUGGUCAACCCAAAAAACCAGAUGAUAAUUUACACUCAGGAGGUACUGUCGAUGAUAAGAGUAAACCCAAAUCUAAUGAGCCUAAAGACGAUAAACCUGUGAAAUAUCAAAAAUUGGGGGAUAGUUCUUGGGAUGGAAGCUUUACGUACGAAAAGCCAAUAACAAAGAAAACUACAAUUGACGAUAAAACUCAUAAAACUGUGAUCGAUAAACAUUCGGACAUUAGAAAUAUUACCGAAAAUGUAGUAUACCAGACAAGUCGAACUGAUAUAUCUGAACAAUUCAUCAAUGAAGAAAUACGAAACCAAGUUUCUGAUACAACCAUUUAUCGUUCAAGUGAUAAUAGAUUGGUUGAUGGUACUUACGGAAGUCCUAAAGAUCGACAACCAACAGAUCGUGAUCAACCAAGGAAACCACAGGAUAAUCUUCGCCCAGAAGGUGAAUUCGAUCGCCCUGGUAAAGAAAAAUGGCAACCUGGGGAUCGUGGUCAACCAAAGAAACCCCAGGAUAAUCUUCGCCCUGAGGGUGAUUUUGAUCGUCCUGAUAAAGAUAAGUGGCAACCUGGUGAUCGUGGUCAACCAAUGAAACCAAAAGAUAAUUUGCGACCAGAAGGUGAAUUUGAUCGCCCUGGCAAGGAUAAGUGGCAACCAGGAGACCGUGGUCAACCUAAAAAACCGCAAGAUAAUCUUCGGCCAGAAGGUGAAUUUGAUCGUCCUGAUAAAGAAAAAUGGCAACCUGGGGAUCGUGGUCAACCAAAGAAACCCCAGGAUAAUCUUCGUCCUGAAGGUGAUUUUGAUCGUCCUGAUAAAGAAAAGUGGCAACCUGCUGAUCGAAGCCAACCUAAGAAGCCACAAGAUAAUUUACGUCCAGAAGGUGAAUUUGAACGUCCUGGCAAGGACAAAUGGCAACCUGGCGAUCGUGGUCAACCGAAAAAACCUCAAGAUAAUCUUAGACCAGGCGAUGAUAAGCAACCGAAAAAACCACAAGAUACAGAUAAGACUGGUAAACGUACAAAAUCAGAAGAUGAUAAACCAUCAAAAAAAUCACCAGACAAAACUGUUCAAAAAUGGCGUCCAGCUGAAAAUGAUGAUAUUCGUAAAACAAAAGCAAUCACUACAUAUUACGAAACCGAUGAUAUUACGAAUAAUCAAAUAAUUGAAGAAAAUAUGACAUCAUCUUAUGUGAUUGAAUCAAGUAGUAAAACUGAUGUGAAAGAAUUUGUGACCUCGAAUAUAGUUGUUUCCGAAGACAUUAUAACGUCCGAUAUAUCGAAUUUCGAAACUACUAACAUAAGUGAAGUAUACGAUCGUUCUGAAAUUGUUGUGGAUAACCGAAUUGUUCAUGACAUCGUGGAUACUGUGACUAUAAUUGAUGAAACUGUAGUUGAUGUUAAAAAAUUUGACACAUCCAUCACUGACGAGAGAACAAUCAACGAAUUUACUUCGAUUGUAGACAAUCGUGAAAAAUAUGUGGAUAAAAAAGUAUAUGGUCCUAAAGAAAUUGAAGAUAAACCAAGGAAACCAUCAGAAAAGAAACCAAGUAAACCUGUGGAACAAUGUAUUUGUGAAAUUUGCACUUGUGGUCGACAUCGAUGCACACAUAAUACGCCAGCACAGGAAGAUCAUAUACAUAUUGAUGGACCAUUUACUGGAGAACGGCGAAAUGAAUAUACUGCUACAUACGGAGAAAGAGCACCUGUUAAAAAGCCUGAAGAUAAUUUGAAACCAGAAGGUGAUUUCGAGAAGAGGACGCCUGAAAAAUGGCAACCAGGCGAGAGACCAGAGGUAAAAAAACCUAAAGAUAAUUUGAAACCAGAAGGUGAGUUUGAUAGAAGAACACCAGAAAAAUGGAGACCCGGUGAAAGGGCAGAUGUUAAAAGGCCUGAAGAUAAUUUAAAACCGGAAGGUGAAUUUGAAAAGAGGACACCUGAAAAAUGGCAUCCUGCUGAAAGGCCUGUAGUUAAAAAACCACAAGAUAAUUUGAAACCAGAAGGGGAAUUCGACCGGCAUUCGCCUGAAAAAUGGAGACCAGGUGAACGUCCUGAUGUUAAAAAGCCAAAAGAUAAUUUGAUACCUGAAGGAGAAUUUGAUAGACGUUCUCCCGAAAAAUGGAGACCUGGUGAAAGGCCGGAUGUUAAAAAACCUGAGGACAAUUUACGACCUGAAGGAGAUUUUGAAAAACGAACUCCCGAGAAAUGGCAACCUGCUGAAAGGCCUGUAGUCAAAAAACCACAAGAUAAUUUGAAACCAGAAGGAGAAUUUGAUAGACGUUCUCCCGAAAAAUGGAGACCUGGUGAACGUCCUGAUGUUAAAAAACCAAAAGAUAAUUUGAAACCCGAAGGAGAAUUUGAUAGACGUUCUCCCGAAAAAUGGAGACCUGGCGAACGCCCCGAUGUUAAAAAACCUGAGGAUAAUUUACGACCAGAAGGAGAUUUUGAAAAACGAACUCCUGAGAAAUGGCAACCUGCUGAAAGACCUGUAGUCAAAAAACCACAAGAUAAUUUGAAGCCAGAAGGGGAAUUUGAUAGACGUUCUCCUGAAAAAUGGAGACCUGGUGAACGCCCAGAUGUUAAAAGACCUGAAGACAAUUUAAAACCUGAAGGUGAUUUUGAAAAAAGAACACCAGAAAAAUGGCAACCUGCAGAAAGACCUGUUGCAAAGAAACCAAAAGAUAAUCUGAAGCCGGAAGGAGAAUUUGAUCGAAAAUCACCAGAAAAAUGGAGCCCUGGUGAACGGCCAGAAGCUAAAAAACCAAAAGACAACUUAAAACCUGAAGGAGAUUUUGAAAAAAGAACUCCCGAAAAAUGGCAACCUGCAGAAAGACCUGUAGCGAAAAAACCAAAAGAUAAUUUAUUCCCAGAAGGUGAAUUUACAGGAACUCGAAACAUUAUUGAAGAAUAUCGAUUAAUUCGUGGAGAUCGUGCAGAAAUAACUCGUCAUGAGGAUAAUCUCCGAACUACUGGUGAAUUCAUAGAUGUCACUACAACAAAAUUAGACUACUCUGGGGAACCAACAGAACGCCCAUCACCAAUUCGUAGAAAUACAUGGACUAAAAUUGAAGGGGAUAUUACAAUUGAUACAACCAAUCGUUCAGAGUUUAUAGAUUACACGAAUACAGUAGAACAUGUAAAAGUCACGCCGAAAAGACCUGAUAACUUGGUUCCAGAAGGUCCAAUGACUUUUGAUACUUCUAACCAAACUGAAUUUACACAAAAAGUCACGGAGGUAAUACGACCAUCACGACGAAGAACUUGGACCAAAGAAGAUUUUGAAAAGUUUUAUUCUACUGAAAGUAGAGAAGUGUUAACUACAAGUCAGCAAUCUUAUCAAGUUAUUCAAAAUACAGACGUAAGACGUCAGAAAAUUGUUCAUGAGGAUAACUUAAAACCAGAAGGUGAUUUUGAGCGUCCAAGUAAAACGCAAUUUAAACCAGCUGAUCGUCAAACACCAAAGAAACCUAAAGACAAUCUUCACCCAGAAGGAGAGUUUGAAAGACCUGAGCAAACAAAAUAUACACCAGCCGAACGCCCUAAACAGAAAAAACCUAAGGAUAAUCUAAAACCUGAAGGUGAUUUUGAAAAACGGGAACCAACUGAAUAUCGUCCUGCUGAAAGGCCCGAACAGAAAAAGCCGAAGGAUAAUCUUCGACCAGAAGGUGAAUUUGAAAGACCAACUCCUACUAAAUAUAAACCUGCUGAGAGACCAGAACAAAAGAAACCUAAAGAUAAUCUACGCCCAGAAGGUGAUUUUGAAAGACCUGAACAAACAAAAUAUACACCAGCCGAACGCCCUAAGCAGAAAAAACCUAAGGAUAAUUUAAAACCAGAGGGUGAUUUUGAAAAGCGGGAACCAACUGAAUAUCGUCCUGCUGAAAGGCCCGAACAGAAAAAGCCGAAGGAUAAUCUUCGACCAGAAGGUGAAUUUGAAAGACCAACUCCUACUAAAUAUAAACCUGCUGAAAGACCAGAACAAAAGAAACCUAAAGACAAUCUACGGCCAGAAGGUGAUUUUGAAAGACCUGAACAACAAGAAUAUCGUCCAGCAGAAAGGCCAACACAGAAAAAACCGAAAGAUAAUCUACACCCAGAAGGAGAGUUUGAAAGACCAACGCCGACAAAAUAUGGUCCGGCCGAAAAACGUACACCCAUCAAGCAUGAUGAUAAUCUCCGCCCAGAAGGUGAUUUCGAAAGACCAGAACAGCCUGAGUACCGUCCAGCUGAAAGACCAACACAGAAAAAACCGAAAGAUAAUCUACAUCCAGAAGGUGAAUUUGAAAGACCAACACCGACUAAAUACGGUCCAGCGGAAAAACGUACGCCUAUCAAACAUGAUGAUAAUCUUCGUCCUGAAGGUGAAUUUGAAAAACGAGAGAAACCUGAAUUUAAACCUGCAGAACGACCACAGCAGAAAAAACCUAAAGACAAUCUACGCCCAGAAGGUGAUUUCGAAAGACCAGAACAGCCUGAGUACCGUCCAGCUGAAAGACCAACACAGAAAAAACCGAAGGAUAAUCUACAUCCAGAAGGUGAAUUUGAAAGACCGACACCGACUAAAUACGGUCCAGCAGAAAAACGUACACCUAUCAAACAUGAUGACAAUCUUCGUCCUGAAGGUGAAUUUGAAAAACGCGAGAGACCUGAAUUUAAACCUGCCGAACGACCCCAACAGAAAAAACCAAAGGACAAUCUCCGCCCAGAAGGUGAUUUUGAAAGACCAGAACAACAAGAAUAUCGCCCAGCAGAAAGGCCAACACAGAAAAAGCCAAAAGAUAAUCUCCACCCAGAAGGUGAAUUUGAAAGACCGACACCGACUAAAUACGGUCCAGCAGAAAAACGUACACCUAUCAAACAUGAUGAUAAUCUUCGUCCAGAAGGUGAUUUUGAAAGACCAGAACAACAAGAAUAUCGUCCAGCAGAAAGGCCAACACAGAAAAAACCGAAAGAUAAUCUACAUCCAGAAGGUGAAUUUGAAAGACCAACACCGACUAAAUACGGUCCAGCAGAAAAACGGACGCCUAUCAAACAUGAUGACAAUCUUCGCCCUGAAGGUGAAUUUGAAAAACGCGAGAGACCUGAAUUUAAACCUGCCGAACGACCCCAACAGAAAAAACCAAAGGACAAUCUCCGCCCAGAAGGUGAUUUUGAAAGACCAGAACAACAAGAAUAUCGUCCAGCAGAGAGGCCAACACAGAAAAAGCCGAAAGAUAAUCUACAUCCAGAAGGAGAGUUUGAAAGACCGACACCGACUAAAUACGGUCCAGCAGAAAAACGUACACCCAUCAAGCAUGAUGAUAAUCUCCGCCCAGAAGGUGAUUUUGAAAGACCAGAACAACAAGAAUAUCGUCCAGCAGAAAGGCCAACACAGAAAAAACCGAAAGAUAAUCUACAUCCAGAAGGUGAAUUUGAAAGACCAACACCGACUAAAUACGGUCCAGCAGAAAAACGUACGCCUAUCAAACAUGAUGACAAUCUUCGCCCUGAAGGUGAAUUUGAAAAACGCGAGAGACCUGAAUUUAAACCUGCCGAACGACCCCAACAGAAAAAACCGAAAGACAAUCUACGCCCAGAGGGUGAUUUUGAAAGACCAGAACAACCAGAAUAUCGUCCAGCUGAAAGGCCUAUUCAGAAAAAACCGAAAGAUAAUUUACAUCCAGAAGGUGAAUUUGAAAGACCUACACCCACAAAAUAUGGUCCGGCAGAAAAGCGAACGCCAAUCAAACAUGACGAUAAUCUCCGUCCUGAAGGAGAUUUUGAACGACCAGAACAACAAGAAUAUCGUCCAGCAGAAAGACCAACACAGAAGAAACCAAAAGAUAAUCUACAUCCAGAAGGUGAAUUUGAAAGACCGACUCCUACAAAAUACGGUCCUGCUGAAAAGCGAACACCCAUUAGACAUGAUGACAAUCUUCGACCUGAAGGUGAAUUUGAAAAACGAGAGAAACCUGAAUUUAAACCUGCAGAAAGACCCCAGCAGAAAAAACCUCAAGACAAUCUACGCCCCGAGGGUGAUUUUGAAAGACCAGAACAACCAGAAUAUCGUCCAGCUGAAAGGCCUACACAGAAAAAACCGAAAGAUAAUCUACGCCCAGAGGGUGAUUUUGAAAGACCAGAACAACCAGAAUAUCGUCCAGCUGAAAGGCCUAUUCAGAAAAAACCGAAAGAUAAUUUACAUCCAGAAGGUGAAUUUGAAAGACCUACACCCACAAAAUAUGGUCCGGCAGAAAAGCGAACGCCAAUCAAACAUGACGAUAAUCUCCGUCCUGAAGGAGAUUUUGAACGACCAGAACAACAAGAAUAUCGUCCAGCAGAAAGACCAACACAGAAGAAACCAAAAGAUAAUCUACAUCCAGAAGGUGAAUUUGAAAGACCGACUCCUACAAAAUACGGUCCUGCUGAAAAGCGAACACCCAUUAGACAUGAUGACAAUCUUCGACCUGAAGGUGAAUUUGAAAAACGAGAGAAACCUGAAUUUAAACCUGCAGAAAGACCCCAGCAGAAAAAACCUCAAGACAAUCUACGCCCCGAGGGUGAUUUUGAAAGACCAGAACAACCAGAAUAUCGUCCAGCUGAAAGGCCUACACAGAAAAAACCGAAAGAUAAUUUACAUCCAGAAGGUGAAUUUGAAAGACCCACUCCUACAAAAUACGGCCCUGCUGAAAAACGAACACCAAUUAAACAUGAUGACAAUCUUCGGCCUGAAGGUGAAUUUGAAAAAAGGGAUAAACCAGAAUUCAGACCCGCAGAAAGACCACAACAAAAGAAACCUAGGGAUAAUCUGCGUCCAGAGGGUGAUUUCGAAAGGCCAGAGCAACCGGAGUAUCGACCAGCUGAAAGGCCAACACCAACGAAGCCUAAAGAUAACCUCCAUCCCGAAGGUGAAUUUGAAAGACCUACACCCACAAAAUACGGUCCUGCUGAAAAACGUACUCCAAUCAAACAUGACGAUAAUCUCCGUCCUGAAGGAGAUUUUGAACGACCAGAACAACCAGAGUAUCGUCCAGCUGAAAGACCAGUUCAAAAGAAACCAAAAGAUAAUCUACAUCCAGAAGGUGAAUUUGAAAGACCCACUCCUACAAAAUACGGCCCUGCUGAAAAACGAACACCAAUUAAACAUGAUGACAAUCUUCGGCCUGAAGGUGAAUUUGAAAAACGGGAGAAACCAGAAUUUACACCGGCAGAAAGACCGCAACAGAAGAAACCAAAAGAUAAUCUUCAUCCUGAAGGCGAUUUCGAGAGACCCGAACAACCAGAAUAUCGUCCAGCUGAAAGACCAACACAGAAAAAACCAAAAGAUAACCUCCAUCCAGAAGGGGAAUUUGAAAGACCUUCGCCUACCAAAUACGGACCAGCAGAAAAACGUACGCCUAUUAAACAUGACGAUAAUCUUCGUCCUGAAGGAGAGUUUGAGAGAAGGGAGAAACCAGAGUUCAGACCAGCAGAAAGGCCUCAACAGAAAAAACCAAAAGAUAAUCUUCAUCCGGAAGGCGAUUUCGAAAGACCAGAACAGCCGCAAUACCGUCCAGCUGAAAGACCAACACAGAAAAAACCAAAAGAUAACCUUCAUCCAGAAGGGGAAUUUGAAAGACCUUCACCUACAAAAUACGGACCAGCAGAAAAACGUACGCCUAUUAAACAUGACGAUAAUCUUCGCCCUGAAGGAGAAUUUGAGAGGCCAGAACAACCAAUGUAUAGGCCAGCAGAACGACCAGAACAGAAAAAGCCGAGGGAUAAUUUGUAUCCUGAAGGUGAUUUUGAAAGACCCAUUCCCAACAAAUUUGGUCCGGCUGAAAAACGAACACCAAUUAAACACGACGACAAUUUGCGUCCUGAAGGUGAUUUCGAUAUUCCUGAUAAACCACAAUUUAAGCCAGCAGAAAGGCCUGUAGCUAAAAAGCCUCAAGAUAAUCUCCACCCAGAGGGAGAAUUCGAGAGACAAAAACAAGAAGUUUAUAAACCAGCAGAGCGCCCGGUUGCUAAAAAACCAAAAGACAACCUUAAACCUGAGGGUGAGUUUGACCGCCCAACAAGUAAACAGGUUGGUCCAGCCGAGAAGAGAACUCCAAUAAAACAAGUUGAUAACUUAAAACCAGAAGGAGAAUUUGAACGACCAAUUAAACCGGCAUAUCAAACUGCAGAACGUCCGGUGGUUAAAAAGCCUCAAGAUAAUCUCCACCCAGAGGGAGAAUUCGAGAGACCUGAGCAAACCCCAUAUUCACCAGCUGAACGUCCAAAACAAACAAAACCUCAAGAUAAUCUACGACCAGAAGGAGAGUUGGUUAUUCAACAAAGAGAUGACUAUACGGUUACUCGAGGUGAUCGUGCUGUAAUUAGAAAACAUGAAGAUAAUCUCAGAAUGGAAGGAGAGUUAAAUAUUUAUCGCUCGCGAGAUGAUUACACGACAGUUAAAGUCACUGACCGUGUGGAAAUAAGAAAACAUGAAGACAAUUUACGCAUGGAAGGUGAAUUUAUUGAUAUUCGUACACGAGAUGAUUAUCGCAUAGUUAAAGGUGAAAGAGUACCAAUCAAGAAACAUCCUGAUAAUUUGAAACCAGAAGGUGAAUUCGAAAGACCAAAAUCACCAACUAGAUUAGGUCCAGCUGAAAGACGUAGACCAAUAAAGCAUGAUGAUAAUUUAAAACCAGAAGGUGACUUUGAAAAACGUACUCCGGUUAAAUUUGGACCAGCAGAAAAACGUACACCUAUCAAACAUGAAGAUAAUUUAAGAAUAGACGGUGAAUUCGUUGAUUUAAGAUCUAGAGAUGAUUAUAAAGUGGUUAGAGGAGAAAGGCAAGAAAUAGUUAGGCGGGAAGAUAAUUUGAAGGUCGAAGGUGAAUUUAUCGAUAUGCGAACUAGAAAUGACUAUUCAACCGUGAAAGGCGAUAGAGCAGUAAUAGUAAAACAUGAAGAUAACAUUACCACCGAAGGGGAAUAUACAAUACGCCGACGAGAUGAUUACAAUUGCACAAGAGGCGAACGCGUAGAAAUUGUACACCGAGAAGAUAAUUUGCGAGUUGAAGGUGAAUUCCACGAUUAUCAUAAACGAAAUGAUUAUCAAACUGUAGUUAAUAGAGAAAGAGUUACAGUAGUAAGACAUGAAGAUAAUUUAAAACCGGAAGGUGAAUUUGAAAGACCUGAAGAGCCAAAAUGGUCUCCAGCUGAAAAAUCGACACCUAAAAAACCAAAAGACAAUUUGUAUCCCGAGGGUGAAUUUUAUGAUAAAGACCAAUCUUCAUAUAAGCCUGGUGAACGUAGAACACCAAUUAGACAUCCGGAUAACUUAUUCCCAGAAGGUGAUUUUGAGAAACCACAACGCCCUGGUUAUAAACCUGGUGACAGAGCUCCAAUAGUAAAACAUCCAGAUAAUUUAAAACCGGAGGGUAGUUUUAAUGGACAAUCACCAUCACCAUACAUACCUGGUGAGCGUAGGACACCAAUACGACAUCCGGAUAAUUUGUUCCCUGAAGGUGACUUUGAAACACCAAAACGCCCUGGAUACCAACCUGGUGAUAGGGCACCUAUAGUGAAACAUCCUGAUAAUUUGAAACCUGAAGGUAAAUUUGAAGAACCGGCACGAUUAUCAUAUGGACCAGGAGAACGUAGAACACCAAUUAGACAUCCAGAUAAUUUGUUCCCUGAAGGUGAAAUUGAAACACCAAAACGUCCUGGUUAUCAACCUGGUGAUAGAGCACCUAUAGUAAAACAUCCUGACAAUUUGAAACCUGAAGGUAAAUUUGAUGAACCGGCACGAUUAUCAUAUGGACCAGGAGAACGUAGAACACCUAUAAGACAUCCUGAUAACUUAUUCCCAGAAGGUGAUUUUGAAACUCCAAAACCAAAAGAUUAUCAACCAGGAGAAAGGCCUGUUGGUAAAAAACCUGAGGAUAAUUUGAAAAUGGUUGGUACAUUUGAAGGUAGAACAUCACAAAAAAGUCAAUUCACAGUGGUAAAAGGAGAAAAAGCGGAAAUACGUAGAACCGAGGAUUCUCUUACAAUUGGAAAUGGUAAAAUGGAGACCGUAACAACCAGUAAAUCAUCAUUUGAAAAGAAACAAAGCAGUCCAAUUGUAUCACCGCAAGAUAAUAAAGUGGUAAAUAGACGACGCCAUAUGGAGUCCAGUAUAUCAUUAGGUGACGAUAAAACAACAAUGCGUACAACAAAUCAAAUGAAUUACAAUACUUACACAAAACGUACAGCUAAAGAAAAUAUUGUACAAAAACAAGUAAUUGUACAUCCACCAAAAAUCAAUCAAGAGAGCAUUACCGAAGUGGUUAAAAAUCCUGACGGUACUAUUACAAAAAUUACACGCAAUAUUACAAAUAUUCAAGGUGUUAAAAGUAAUGUUGUACAAGAAAAAGCAAUAAAUGUUACGGAAGCAAAAGCAAUAAAUGUUACUAAAAAUAUAAGUGAUGAUAAUUUAUUAAUUUCAACACGUCAAACUAUUUCUGAUAAUGUGAAUAAUUCAAGUAUACAAGAUUCAAGUACAUCUUCUUCACAAUCUCAUAUUACUCGAAAUAAUGUUAUCGAUAACAGCCAAAUCGACAAUAAAUCCUCUACGCAUAUAACCAGAAACAAUGUUGAUAAUAAAUCUUCUACAAUAACCAGAAAUAACGUUGAUAAUACAACAAUAAAUAAAUCAACACACUCAUCACAUAUUGUUCGUAACAAUGUGAUCAAUAAUGUAGAGAAUAGAACAAUCAAUAAUGCUUCAACACGUCAUGUUAUUACAAACAAUAUCAUUCACAACAUUGAUAAUAAUUCAUCGGUGAAUAAUCGACAUUUUACCAAUCAAACAAAGUCAUCAUCAUUGAAUAAACUAAAUGAAAAUCAUUCAAUUCAAGAAAAAACAUCUCAUCAUCGUAAAAAUAUAAUGUCCUCUGAAGCAGAUGUUACAAAUGCUGUAUUACAUCGUAAAGGUACACACACUUCAACGGAAGCACUGCAUACAAUUAGUUCAGCCGCAGCAGCACAAAAACGAAGUAUACAUAAUUUACAUGAACAAGGACAAUUUAUAAGCAAUUCGUCACAAAGUAACGAUCGACGUAGUCUAAGUGCAAUACAUCGUGAAUCACAACAAUGUGAAAUACAUGGACAACAAAGUCAUCGUGGUAAUCGUGGCCAACAAUGGGCAUCAUCUAGUUAUACACAACAGACAAUUGAACGCCCACAAAAAAUUGUACGCCAGGAUAAUCUAUCAGUUGGUGGCACAUUCUAUGGUCAAUCCGAAGCGAGAUCAUAUGGUAAUUUCUCGAAAGUCCAUCAUCAUCAACAAAAUGUAUCAUCCUCGUCGUCCUCGUCAAUGAAUCGCGUUGAACGAGUUCAACGUCGCUCAAAUGUAUCAUCAAUUAGUUUAGGUGAUGGUAGCUCAAUGGUUUCAUCAUCAUAUAAAAAGGAAUUUAGUCCGAAAGUCACAGGACCAUGUCCUGCAUCACUUUUAGAAAGACCACAACCACCAUUUAAGCAUACGCGUGAUACUAAAGCACAUAAAUUUUAUAUGCCGGUCGUAUCAUCAAAAUAAUUAUUAAUAUUUCUAAUUUCUAUAAAAUAUUCCAUAAAUAUGUAGUGAAUUUGAUUUUUAUACGCUUAUUUCUGCGCAAAACUAACAAAAUAGUCCACAGUACGUAUUAAUAAUAAUUUUUAUUUAUUAUUUUAAUUUUAAAAUUGCAAAAAAUUUAUUCAAAAAACUGCGAUAAAAAAAAUUUUUAAUUCAUAUAAGAAGAGACCGAAAACGAAAAAUUAAAAAGUAAUUAAUCCAACAUUCAACUUAACAGGGUGUCCCUUGAAAGCGCCCCAAAAAUUUCGA
This is a messenger RNA of Chrysoperla carnea, 14850 nucleotides long. Its product is annotated as titin-like. Gene Ontology annotation, cellular component: sperm flagellum; centriole; ciliary basal body. Gene Ontology annotation, biological process: microtubule anchoring. The transcript is spliced from 4 exons. Lineage: Eukaryota; Metazoa; Arthropoda; Insecta; Neuroptera; Chrysopidae. The coding region runs from base 16 to 14565 and encodes 4849 amino acids. Gene Ontology annotation, molecular function: microtubule binding. The record is from RefSeq and is a predicted model, not a curated record.